AUGGCAUUGUCACGGCUUAGGCAUCCAUUGAUCUCGCGCGCACCUUCUCUUUUCAAAGCUCGAUUUCUCUCUUCCUCUCGAUCCCUCGCUCGUUCUAGCUCUAAUUUGGAUGCCGAUCGCUCUUUGUUAAGGCCUACUUCAUUAUCCAUGGUCAGUGGAGUACAUGAUGAUAGUUCCUUGAAGCUCAAGAUGAGAAUUGGAGUCCGACAUUUCUCAUCUUCAGGGUCAGAGAAUGAUAUAAGUUUGUUGGCAUUAAGGUUAUGUAUCAGUAGUUUUGCAAAUGGAUUGCGUGGCAUGGACUGUACUAGUUCCACGUGGAAUCUGGAGUACCAGGUUCAAACCCUGAACCAACUAAAUAAUAUAGAUCAUAAUGGACUUGGGUUUUGUAAUGUUCAUAACUUAGGUUUCUACUCUCAGGAGCCAUCUCAUACGGUUGUUGGAAUGCCAGCUUUGUCUCCCACAAUGACUCAGGGUAAUAUCACAAAAUGGCACAAGAAAGAAGGAGAUAAGAUAGGAGUGGGUGAUGUACUCUGUGAGAUAGAGACUGAUAAAGCUACACUUGAAUUUGAAACUCUUGAAGAGGGGUUUUUGGCAAAGAUCCUGGUUCCUGAAGGUUCAAAGGAUGUACCUGUAGGACAGGCCAUUGCCAUAACGAGCAUCAACCAUUCAAGUAGCAGGUUCUUAACACUCCUUUUAUGGCUUCACAAGGUUGAGGAUGCAGAUGACAUACAAAAUGUUCCUGCUACUGUUGGCAGUGGAUCGGAGGUUAAGGAGGAAAAAUCAACUGGCCAGGAUGUCAAAGCAUUGUCCCCAACAAUGAACCAGGGCAACAUUGCCAUAUGGAGAAAAAAGGAAGGAGACAAGAUAGAAGUGGGUGAUGUACUAUGUGAAAUAGAGACAGAUAAAGCUACUCUAGAAUUUGAAACUCUUGAAGAGGGGUAUUUGGCCAAGAUACUAGCACCAGAAGGCUCAAAGGAUGUGGCUGUUGGACAACCUAUUGCUGUAACGGUUGAAGACUCAAAUGAUAUUGAAGCUGUAAAGACUUCUGUUAGUAGUGGCAGCAGCAAGAACGAUAAAGAAGAAAAAUCAACCCAUCAUGGUUCCAAAGGUGAAGCUAGUGAAGCAAAAGCCAGUUUUAAGAAGAUCAGUCCAUCUGCAAAGUUGCUUAUUUCAGAACAUGGAUUGGAUGCACCAUCUUUACAGGCAUCGGGGCCUUAUGGUACUCUGCUGAAGAGUGAUGUUUUGGCUGCAAUUAAGUCAGGGAAAGGAAGAAAAUCUUCAACCAAGGAGAAAGGAGCUCCACCACCUCAAAAAAGUCCCCAACCUUCCGGCACUCCUUUACCAGAAUCAAAGCAGUCAGAUUCUUUUGAAGAUUUGCCUAAUACUCAAAUCCGUAAGAUGUGUCCAUCAGAUGUUAUUCUGGAUCCUCUUCUUUCUUUCAGAAAGGAGCUUAAAGAGCAACAUGACGUCAAAGUUUCAGUAAACGACAUUGUCAUCAAAGCUGUUGCAAUUGCUCUGAGGAAUGUACCACAAGCUAAUGACCAAGGUUUGCUUGCUCCAUUACAUCAAUGCAUGACAGCUCACUGGAAUGCUGAGAAAGGGGAAAUCAUUUUGUGGGACUCUGUUGACAUAUCAAUUGCAGUUGCUACUGAGAAGGGCUUAAUGACGCCAAUUGUUAAGAAUGCGGAUCAGAAAUCCAUUUCUGCAAUCUCCUCAGAGGUCAAGCAACUAGCUGAGAAAGCUCGGGCAGGGAAGCUUGCACCAAAUGAAUUUCAAGGAGGAUCUUUCAGCAUUUCCAACCUGGGAAUGUAUCCGGUGGACCAAUUUGCUGCAAUUAUAAAUCCCCCCAGGGCAAUAUGA
Dovyalis caffra is the source of this 1860-nucleotide messenger RNA. The record is from the annotation of a GenBank genome assembly. Lineage: Eukaryota; Viridiplantae; Streptophyta; Magnoliopsida; Malpighiales; Salicaceae.